AUGUUAACAAUUAAUUUCAAUGAAAUUUCUAUACCAACGAUUCGUUAUGGAUGUUUUUCCUGCGAACUUGAUGAUAAUUAUUUGUUAAAAUUAAAUGGAUUAUUAAAAAGAGAAGAAUUUGAAAAAUCAAUCAAUGAAAUUAAUUCAUCGUGUCGAUUAUCAUUGAAAGGGAAAGUUUCUUUUGUAAUUUGUUUAUUUUCUAUUUUAAUUGGAUUGCCAUUGACUAUUUGUGGUGGAAUUAUUGAAGAAAUAUCUCAUGAAAAACUUUUUCUCAUACUCGUAGCAUUUGGUGUUCUCAUGAUAAUUUUUGGAAUGUUUUUCUAUAUUUUAUGUUAUGUAAAAAUCAAUUCGAAUCGUUGGAAACGAAUUAAACAACAAGUUGAUUGUCAAUCGUCCAAAUUAGUUCAAUGGCAAAUCCAUAAAAUCAAAGAUUCAAAAGAAUUUAAUUUAAUUGAUUUUUAUAAAUAA
Adineta ricciae is the source of this 468-nucleotide messenger RNA. Lineage: Eukaryota; Metazoa; Rotifera; Eurotatoria; Adinetida; Adinetidae. The record is from the annotation of a GenBank genome assembly.